This is a messenger RNA of Naumovozyma castellii, 6642 nucleotides long. It is a transcript of the gene URA2, whose product is annotated as bifunctional carbamoylphosphate synthetase/aspartate transcarbamylase. NCBI's taxonomy places the organism in Eukaryota, Fungi, Ascomycota, Saccharomycetes, Saccharomycetales, Saccharomycetaceae. Bases 1 to 6642 code for a protein of 2213 amino acids. The record is from RefSeq and is a predicted model, not a curated record. The transcript has a single exon.
AUGUCAUCUGUUAUUCCUAUCUCUCCAAUUACUCCUUCCAUGGAGUCCACCGGUGACCGUUUAAUUACUUUAGAACUAAAAGAUGGUAUCACUUUACAAGGUUACUCAUUCGGUGCUGAGAAGAGUUGUGCUGGGGAAUUGGUUUUCCAAACUGGUAUGGUUGGUUAUCCAGAAUCCAUUACUGAUCCUUCUUAUGAAGGUCAGAUCUUAGUUAUCACCUUCCCAUUGGUCGGUAACUACGGUGUUCCUGAUUUCAAUCUAGAAGAUGAAUUUGUGAAGGAAUUACCAAGAUAUUUCGAAAGCAAUAGAAUCCAUAUCGCAGGGCUAGUCAUUGCCCAUUAUACUGAAAAAUACUCUCAUUGGUUAGCCAAGUCUUCCUUAGGUAAAUGGUUACAAGAUGAAGGUAUUCCAGCUGUAUAUGGUGUGGAUACCAGAGCAUUAACUAAACAUUUGAGAGAUUCGGGUUCUAUGCUUGGGAGAUUAGCAUUACAAAAGACAUCUUCCUCUUCUAAUAACUGGCCAUCAAGUUUCGAUAUUCCAGAAUGGGUUGAUCCAAACGUUGAAAAUUUGGUUGCCACAGUUUCUACUAAGGAACCAAAAUUAUACCUACCUCCAACUGAUAAUGAAAACAUAACUAUACAAAAGGGUCCAGAUGGUAAAACUUUACGAAUUUUAGCUAUUGAUGUUGGUAUGAAAUAUAACCAAAUCCGUUGCUUCAUUAAACGUGGUGUUGAAUUGAAGGUCGUCCCAUGGGAUUACGAUUUCACAAAAGAAGAAUAUGAUGGUCUCUUUAUUUCAAAUGGUCCAGGUGAUCCAUCUGUCCUCAAAGAACUUACUCAAAGACUUGCUUCUGUUGUUGAUUCAAAAAAAACUCCAAUAUUUGGUAUUUGUUUGGGUCAUCAAUUGUUAGCUAGAUCAACUGGUGCUUCCACAUUGAAACUAAAAUUUGGUAAUCGUGGUCAUAACAUUCCAUGUACUUCUACAAUUAGUGGUCGUUGUUACAUUACAUCUCAAAAUCAUGGUUUUGCUGUUGACGUUGACACGUUAACAUCUGGCUGGGAACCAUUAUUUUACAACGCCAAUGAUGGAUCAAAUGAAGGUAUUUACCAUUCAGAAUUGCCAUACUUUUCGGUGCAAUUUCAUCCUGAAUCUACUCCAGGUCCAAGAGAUACUGAAUUCUUAUUUGAUGUCUUCAUUAACUCUGUCAAGGAAUUCAAGUCCACUGGUGUAUUAAAAUCUGUAGAAUUCCCAGGUGGAAAGGUUGAAGAUAAUUUGAGGGCACACCCAAGAGUUGAAGCAAAGAAGGUCUUGGUUUUAGGUUCAGGUGGGUUAUCCAUUGGUCAAGCUGGUGAAUUCGAUUAUUCAGGGUCUCAGGCUAUCAAGGCAUUGAAGGAAGAAGGUAUUUAUACGAUACUGAUUAAUCCAAAUAUUGCUACUAUUCAAACAUCUAAAGGUUUAGCUGACAAAGUUUAUUUCCUACCUGUUACAGCAGAAUUUGUUAGAAAAGUUAUCCUUCAUGAACGUCCAGAUGCCAUUUAUGUUACUUUCGGUGGUCAGACAGCCUUGUCAGUUGGUAUUGAAAUGAAGGAUGAAUUUGAAAGUUUAGGUGUUAAAGUCCUAGGUACUCAAAUUGAUACAAUUAUCACAACCGAAGAUCGUGAAUUAUUCGCAAACGCCAUUGAUGAAAUUAAUGAAAAAUGUGCCAAGUCUCAUGCAGCUAAUUCUGUCGAAGAAGCUUUGACUGCUGUGAAGGACAUUGGUUUCCCUGUCAUUGUUCGUGCUGCAUAUGCCCUUGGUGGUCUAGGUUCUGGUUUCGCCAACAAUGAACAAGAAUUGAUUGAUCUAUGUAAUGUCGCAUUCGCAUCCUCUCCACAAGUGUUAGUAGAAAGAUCGAUGAAGGGUUGGAAAGAAAUUGAAUAUGAAGUUGUUCGUGAUGCAUUUGAUAACUGUGUUACAGUCUGUAAUAUGGAAAAUUUUGAUCCAUUAGGUAUUCAUACCGGUGAUUCUAUUGUUGUUGCACCAUCUCAAACAUUAUCUGAUGAAGAAUAUAACAUGCUAAGAAAUACUGCAGUCAACGUCAUUAGACAUUUGGGUGUCGUCGGUGAAUGUAAUAUACAAUAUGCUUUAAAUCCAUUUUCUAAAGAAUAUUGCAUUAUUGAAGUCAAUGCUCGUUUGUCCCGUUCUUCUGCCCUCGCAUCAAAGGCUACUGGUUAUCCUUUAGCUUAUACAGCAGCCAAAUUGGGGUUGAAUAUUCCAUUAAAUGAGGUUAUCAACUCUGUUACGAAAUCGACUUGUGCUUGUUUCGAACCUUCCUUGGAUUAUUGUGUCGUUAAAAUGCCAAGAUGGGAUUUGAAGAAGUUUACAAGAGUUUCAACAGAAUUAUCCUCUUCUAUGAAGUCUGUUGGUGAGGUUAUGAGUAUUGGUAGAACAUUUGAAGAGGCUAUCCAAAAGGCCAUUAGAUCUACCGAAUAUGCAAAUCUAGGGUUUAAUGAAACAGAUCUAGAAAUUGAUAUUGAUUAUGAACUAGCUAAUCCAACCGAUUUACGUGUCUUUGCUAUUGCCAACGCCUUUAGUAAGCUGAACUAUUCAAUUGAGAAGGUUUGGGAACUUACAAAAAUCGAUAAAUGGUUCCUGUCUAAAUUGUAUGAUUUGAUUCAAUUCGGUAAGAAGGUUACCGCGGUCGGUGCCAUUGAAGGUUUCCCAUCUGCAACGUUAAGGGAAGCUAAACAACUAGGUUUUGAUGAUAGACAAAUUGCCAAGUUUUUAAAUUCAAAUGAGGUCGCUAUUCGUCGUCUGAGAAAGGAUCAUGGUAUAACCCCAUUUGUAAAACAGAUUGAUACUGUCGCUGCUGAGUUUCCAGCUCAUACAAACUAUUUGUACAUGACUUAUAAUGCUUCCUCUCACGAUUUAUCAUUUGAUGAACAUGGUGUCAUGGUCUUGGGUUCAGGUGUUUACCGUAUUGGUUCUUCUGUUGAAUUUGAUUGGUGUGCUGUCACCGCAGUUAGAACAUUGCGUGCCAACAAGAUUAAAACUAUUAUGAUCAAUUACAACCCAGAAACUGUGUCAACUGAUUACGAUGAAGCUGACAGGUUAUACUUUGAAACAAUUAAUUUAGAAAGAAUUCUAGAUAUUUAUGAGAUUGAAAACUCUUCAGGUGUUGUUGUUUCCAUGGGUGGUCAAACCUCCAACAAUAUUGCCAUGUCCCUACAUCGUGAGAAUGUUAAAAUUUUAGGUACUUCUCCCGAAAUGAUUGACUCUGCCGAGAAUCGUUACAAGUUUUCACGUAUGUUAGACCAAAUUGGUGUUGAUCAACCUGCUUGGAAAGAAUUGACUUCUAUGGACGAAGCUGAAUCAUUUGCUGAAAAGGUUGGAUACCCUGUGUUGGUCCGUCCAUCUUACGUUCUAUCUGGUGCUGCUAUGAAUACUGUCUAUUCUAAGAAUGACCUAGCUUCUUACCUAAAUCAAGCUGUUGAAGUGUCUCGUGAUUAUCCUGUCGUUAUAACCAAAUACAUUGAAAAUGCAAAGGAAAUUGAAAUGGACGCUGUCGCAAGAAAUGGUGAGUUAGUAAUGCAUGUGGUCUCUGAACAUGUUGAAAAUGCUGGUGUCCAUUCAGGUGAUGCUACUUUAAUUGUUCCUCCUCAAGAUUUGGCCAAAGAGACCGUUGAUAGAAUUGUUGUUGCCACCGCCAAGAUUGGUAAAGCUUUGAAAAUUACUGGUCCAUACAAUAUUCAAUUUAUUGCUAAAGAUAAUGAGAUUAAGGUUAUUGAAUGUAAUGUCCGUGCCUCUCGUUCUUUCCCAUUUAUUUCUAAGGUUGUUGGCGUCAAUUUAAUUGAACUAGCCACAAAGGCUGUCAUGGGUCUUCCUUUUGAACCAUAUCCAGUUGAAAAAUUACCUGAUGAUUAUGUCGCCGUUAAGGUUCCGCAGUUCUCUUUUCCACGUUUAGCAGGCGCUGAUCCUGUUUUAGGUGUUGAAAUGGCUUCGACAGGUGAAGUUGCAUCAUUUGGUCAUUCUAAAUAUGAAGCAUAUCUAAAGGCGCUUAAAGCAACUGGGUUUAAACUCCCAAAGAAAAACAUUUUACUAUCCAUUGGUUCAUAUAAAGAAAAAAAAGAGUUGUUACCAUGUGUCCAGAAGUUAUACAAUAUGGGAUUUAAGUUAUUUGCAACUGCUGGUACAGCUGAUUUCAUCUCUGAAAACGGAAUUCCUGUCCAAUACUUGGAAGUUUUGAAUGAAGAUGAUGAAGAGAAGAAGGAAUAUUCUUUGACACAGCAUCUAGCUAACAACGAAAUUGACUUAUACAUUAAUUUACCUUCCGCUAAUAGAUACCGUCGUCCUGCUUCCUAUGUCUCAAAUGGGUACAGAACACGUAGAAUGGCUGUUGAUUAUUCUGUUCCUCUAGUUACGAACGUCAAGUGUGCCAAGUUAUUAAUUGAGGCUCUUUCAAGACACAUUGCUCUCGAUGUUUCGGAGCGUGAUGCUCAAACAUCCCACAGGACUGUGACUAUCCCAGGUUUGAUCAACGUUACAGGUUAUGUUCCAAAUGCUUCAAAUGUGAUUAAAGGGCCAGCUGAAUUGAAAGAGACCACUCGUCUGUGUUUAGAAUCUGGUUUCACCUUUUCUCAAAUUAUGCCAAGAUCUGCAAGUGGCCCAACUAUCACUGAUUCUCAUUCUUUGAAGGCAGCUUUAUCCACAGCUAAAGACUCAUCAUAUACUGAUUUCUCAUUGACUGUCGCCGGUACUUCCAAUAAUGCUGAAAUGAUUGGUAGUACAUCUGACCAAGUGAGUGCAUUAUUUCUUCCAUUCCAUGAAUUGAAGAAUAAGGUUUCUACAGUCGCUGAGCUUUUAAAGACCUGGCCAAUCGAGAAGCAAGUUAUUGCCGAAGCAAAGACAGCCGAUUUGGCAUCCGUUCUUUUACUAGCAUCCCUACAAAAUAGAUCAAUCCAUAUUACUGGAGUUUCUAAUAAAGAAGAUUUAGCUUUGAUUAUGACUGUGAAAGAAAAAGAUCCAAGUGUUACCUGUGAUGUUUGUAUCCAUUCUCUGUUUGUUACUCAAGAAGACUAUCCAGAAGGUGUAUUCCUACCAACCGAGGAGGAUCAACAAUUCUUCUGGGAUAAUUUGGAUUCCAUUGAUGCAUUUUCUAUAGGUGUUUUACCAACUAUGCUGGCUCACGUUACAGGAAACAAGGUUGAUAUUGGAUCUGGUAUCAAAGAUGCCUUACCACUCCUAUUAUCUGCUGUAGAGGAUGGCAGAUUGACUAUUGACGAUAUUGUUCUCCGUUUGCAUGACAACCCUAUCAAGAUAUUUAACCUUCCAGAACAAAAGGCUGUUGUUGAAAUCGAUUUAGAUUACUCAUUCAAUAAUAGAAAGAGAUGGUCUCCAUACACUAAGGGUGGCUUAAAUGGUGGUAUUGAACGUGUUCUUGUGAAUGAUGAAACUGUUGUACUAAGUGGUGAUUUGAUAGCUAUCCAACCAACUGGUAUUUCGGUUGUAAAGGCUCAAGGUAGUGGCCCCGUUUCUGCCAAUAUUGAAGCUCCAUUAGGAACAUCUACUGCAAAUAAGAGAAAAUUUUCUGUAUUUGGAGAGAGGCCAUCGUUUGCUAAUGUUGAUGAAGCUGAAAAGUAUAUGGAUCAACCAAUUGAGCAAAAACUAAUGUCAUCAAGACCACCAAAAGAAUUAGUUGUACCAGGUGCUUUGGAAAAUUUGAUUCGUGGAAAUAAUCCAUUUUUAGGAAGAAAUAUCUUAUCAGUGAAACAAUUUAGUCGUUCUGAUUUACAUGUGUUAUUCGGUGUUGCUGAAGAACUUAGAGCUGCUGUUGCCAGAGAAGGUGUUUUAGAUCUAAUGAAGGGUCAUGUUAUGACCACAAUUUUCUAUGAGCCAUCUACUCGUACUUGUUCUUCAUUUAUUGCUGCAAUGGAGCGCCUAGGGGGUAGAGUGGUGAAUAUUAACCCAUCUGUUUCUUCUGUAAAAAAGGGAGAAACUCUACAAGAUACUGUUAGAACUUUGGCUUGCUACAGUGAUGCAAUUGUUAUGCGUCACCCAGAUGAAAUGUCUGUUCAUAUUGCAGCUAAAUACUCCCCUGUACCAAUCAUUAACGGUGGUAAUGGUUCACGUGAACAUCCUACUCAGGCAUUCCUAGAUUUGUUUACUAUUCGUGAAGAAAUUGGUACUGUUAAUGGUAUUACCGUUACAUUCUUAGGUGAUUUGAAGCAUGGAAGAACAGUUCAUUCGUUGUGUCGUUUGCUAUUACAUUACCAAGUGAGAAUUAACCUUGUCUCCCCAACUGAAUUAAGAAUACCAGAAGGCCUAAGGAAAGAAUUAAAAGAUGCAGGCUUAUUGGGUGUGGAAAGCACUGAAUUGACUCCAGAGAUCAUCUCCAAAUCCGAUGUGCUAUAUUGUACGAGAGUUCAACAAGAAAGAUUCAAGACACAAGAAGAUUAUGAGAAGUUCAAAAAUGCAUACAUUAUUGACAAUAAGGUUUUGGCCCAUGCCAAGGAAAAUAUGGCUGUUAUGCAUCCACUUCCUCGUGUCAAUGAAAUUAAGGAAGAAGUUGAUUACGACCAUCGUGCAGCAUACUUUAGAGAAAUGAAAUAUGGUUUGUUUGUCAGAAUGGCUUUAUUGGCCAUGGUCAUGGGUGUUGAUAUUUAA